Oryzias latipes (Japanese medaka) is the source of this 3284-nucleotide messenger RNA. RefSeq names its product interleukin 12 receptor, beta 2a (gene il12rb2). Lineage: Eukaryota; Metazoa; Chordata; Actinopteri; Beloniformes; Adrianichthyidae. The record is from RefSeq and is a predicted model, not a curated record. Gene Ontology annotation, molecular function: protein binding.
UUUCCGCGCGCGUGUCGUCACUGCUCAGAAGUCUGAUGUUGGAAUUGGUUGGCUCUUUGUCGGCGCAGGCGGCACGCAGCCGGCACAGUGUGGACGCGCAGCGCCAGGUAAAGAUAUCCCGCACGAUUACGGACAAAGCUCAGAUUAAACUCACGAAUUUAACGCUGGACUGUGAAACCUGUGGAAUUGAUCUAUUUAACAACGAUGUGAGGUGCGCGCACAGUUUCUGGUGACUCACAAUGUUUCUGUCAUGGCCCAUCGGCCCUGCCUUCAUCCUGGCGGCCGUGCAGAUCUCCAUUGGUGAGAAGUCCUGCGUCCUCUGGUCGAGUGCUGGUCUUGUGGUGCCUCGAGGUUCCACUUUCGAGGUGUACUGCACCUUCAGUUGCAAGAGCAAGAAAUACAUAUACAGCGGCAACCCUCCCCAAAAGCAUAGCCACCAGGUCUUCAACGACACAACUAUCUACCUAAAAAUUGACAACCUAACAAGCACCACAACCUUCAGCUGUUCAUGUGAGGACAAGCUUAAACUGGAUCCCUGUGGACAGGACAUCUCCACUGGAUACCCUCCAGAUUCCCCUAAAAAUAUUUUCUGCAUCUAUGAAAUCCAAAAAUUGGAGAGUGGUGUUGUAAACUGCUCUUGGGAUGGAGGAAGGGACACUUUUCUGUGGAAUCACUUUGUGCUGCGGGUCAGAACCUUAUCUGGUAACGUCACAGGACUGCUGCAGUUCAACGUCUCCAUGAAAGGAUCAGUAAGACCGUCAGUGAAUUUCACCGUGUCCAGAUCUGUUGAUUAUAUCUCUGUGUGGGUUCAUGCCCGAAACUCCCUGGGCUCUGCAGAGUCCCCGGUCAUCAACUACACCCUCAGAGACAGAGCAAAGCCAUCGCCCCCCAUCCUUGGCCAGCCAGAUUGCUCCUCCAGGAAGUGCGAAGUCAAAGUGGAGCAGUCUUUGAAUACGUCUUACCUUGAGAUCCAGUACAGAGCCGACCACCAAGAAUGGAGAACUGAUCCAGACUCUGUGGGUUCAUCUCAGGUCCGGUCCAUCGCAACUCUGGAGCCCUACAGGCUGUACCAUUUCAGAGCCAGAUCCAAAUUCAGCUUUGGCCUUUGGAGUUCAUGGAGCUCAAACGUCUCCAGCUGGACUCAAGAGGAGGCUCCUUCCGGAGCGCUGGAUGUGUGGAUUGUUCAUUCUCCUGGCUCUAAAUCAAUGACAGUUCUCUGGAAGGAACCCAACACAUCCAUAUCCAGAGGAAAAAUUACUCUGUACACAGUCAGAGUUUCCAGCCCCAGCCUGAACCUCACCACUAAUGUGAGUGCAGAUUCCAGGAAUUAUACGGUCCCACUCUGCAGUCACUAUGAAGUAACAGUGUGGGCUCACAACUCAAAGGGGAUGUCGCCUCCUGCCACCAUGACACCCCUUUACACUGAAGCCGAGCCUCUUCAACACGUGAAUGCAACAGCGAACAAAAGCUCUGUCACCAUCUCCUGGAGAAAACCUGAACUCACAGCUGCCAUGUAUGUAGUGGAGUUGUACCCAGAGGACUUCCUGCUAAAUGAGCUCAGAUGGGUUUUGCUGAACAAAAGUGAAACCACUGCUGUCUUUUCAGGAAUCAAGCCCUAUGAGUGCUAUGAAGGAGCAGUGUAUGUCUUCUACAACAAGAGCUUUGUGGGCAAGAACAGGUCUAACAGAGUUGCUGCUUUAGAGUCAGAGCCUAAAAGCAGUCCAUCAUUCAAAGAAAAAGUGGAGGGAAACAAUGUGAUAGUAACCUGGGAGAAGCUUCCCAGAGCGUUCCGCAUGGGCUGCAUCACCCAGUAUACCAUCUAUGUAGAGGGCAACACUGGAUACAGCCAAAAUUACUCAGUUGGAGCCUCUAAGACAAAAUUGAAGAUUAAAAAUCUAUUGCCUGAUGUCUACACUCUGUGGAUGACUGCUUCAACUGCCAAAGGAGAAGGUCCUAAAAGUCACAAGGGCAAGUUCCCCAUCAAACAGGACAACCAUCUAUCCCUCCUGCUUGCAUGUGUGGUUGCUGUCCUGAUGGUGCUGCUUCUACUCUGUCUGUGCCAGAAUCCAGUGGUGAAGCAAAGGUUCUGGGAGCUUUUCCAGUGCCUCAUGCUGGAUGUUGUCCCAGAUCCUGCAAACAGCAAGUGGGCAAAAGAGUGCACCAAAGAGAAGCAGGGUAGGCUGAGCAUCCAGCUGCUGUCCAGUGGAUCCACUUCCACCGACCAAGAAGAGGACACCAACCUGGUGGAUGUGGAGGAGCUUUUCAAGCAGACCACUGACACCUCCCUGCCCACAACCGACUCUGCACAGCUGAUCAGCCUGAGUCCAGACGCGGACCUGACCACACUGAUGUACCCUCCUUUGACCACCUACAUUAAGAGUCUGUCCCACGACUCGGACACAAACACCACGGUAGACUACAUCUCGUCAGACGGCCCGGGGAAUAUGGAGGACGGAGAGGAGGAGGAGGCAUUCGAGGACAUGUCUUUCCUACCCAGUCACAGCAUUUUCCUCACGGAGAUGCUGCAGUUUGAUGGGACGUUGACGCUGGAUGCUGUAAAAAUUGACUGCAGUGACCUGCAAACCACUUAAUGGAGCUUUGACAUCUGGACUUUCUGAAGAAACGAAAACAUCUUUUUUGUCAUUUUGACCAAUCUCUCAUAAGAGAUCCACAAGAACUACCUCCAAUCUCUAUAUUGCUAAAGUUUGAGCUUCAGCAGUAACAAAAAAUCAUUUUAUGCAUUAUGACUGUUCUUGGACUGCAACAGACACACUAAGACUUAAAGGUUGCAGGAAACUGUCUAUUUGAUGAAAAGAAAAUUAAAUAAAAGUAUUUUCUUACCUCAUAUUUUUCCUCAUAAGGGAAUAAUCAGCCACUCUUAUUUUCCAGUUGUUCCUUUUUGACAGUUUGGUUUCUUAACUCUGAUGUUUAUACAGUGAUGGUGUGAAAUUGACCUUUUAAUCUGAUCGAAUGAAAUGUAUACGUUAGUUUUAUUAAAAAUUUUGCAGUAUUGCAGUAGAUUCAAGUGUCAGAUGGCAACAAUAUUUUUGUAAGAGCUGGAUUCAUGAAUUUAAAAAGGCUGAGACAUGUCAGGCAGCCCGGGUCCCAGCGCUCUGAAGCGGUUUCUUGAAUCACUCUCCUGGGACAGUGGGGUCAUGGGUAAUCCUCCGAAGUCAUCAACUCCUUUGCUGUGAAUUACAAUGUUUACCAUGUUUUGGGAGUACAUACAUAAGUCUUCCCAUUCUUUUAAAAACAAACUUCAUAAAAUAAAUCAGAACAGUGUG